Messenger RNA from Aedes albopictus (Asian tiger mosquito), 4288 nucleotides. RefSeq lists its product as uncharacterized. The transcript has 2 exons. Lineage: Eukaryota; Metazoa; Arthropoda; Insecta; Diptera; Culicidae. The record is from RefSeq and is a predicted model, not a curated record. The coding region runs from base 382 to 2826 and encodes 814 amino acids.
CGGUGGAAUAGCUGCAAAUAGCGUUUUUUUUUUUUGCAUCUCAAUAGUGGUGGCCGAUGAGCAUUGCUUGCCGCUAUUUUGGAUUGCUUUGCCUCUACAGUGUUGCCUUUUGGUAUUUGAGCACCAUAGUUGGCAGAUAAUCAAAGGGAGAUUUGAAUUUUGCAAUACAGUUUAUCUUACUGUCUAAGGAAUUUGCGAUAUAGGUGGCGUUUUAGCGGACACGCGUAUCGGAAUUCGGGACGUCAAGCCGGGAAGGGUAAAUUCGAGCGAUUACCUGAUACGUUCAACGCGUACGAAUAGUGUAUCGCGACGGGAAGGAGAACUUCGUUCGAUUUACACUGUUCACGUUUUCUGUUUCGCGAGUGUUUCGAGUGGUGAGUGAUGGUUAGUAAGGCGGAUAAGAAGUUGGAAGCGGCGCUCUUGACAGUGAAACGAGUGUUGGCGCUUCGAGAGGUGUUGGAAAAAUUUGUGGCCGAGUACAACCACGACAGGGAUGUCGUUCAAGUAUCUGUUCGGCUGGAAACCUUGGACAAAAUCAACAAGGACUUCCAACGUGCACAAGGAGAAAUCGAGAGACUUGACAGUGAGAGGUUCGAGGAGCAUAUUGAAGUCCGCACUACUUUCGAGGACAAGUACUGUUCGCUCAAGGGCUUUUUACUGUCGAAGGUUAACACCGACCAACAGCUGAUGAAUUCAACGAUGAUCAACAGUUCCACUCACCAAAACGCGGCUAGUUUUCACCAUCGAUUACCGAAAAUUGACCUUCCGAAAUUCUGCGGGGAUGAAUCUCGAUGGAUUUCAUUCCGAGACAGCUUCAUCUCAAUGAUCCACAGCAACGACGACAUACCGACGGUAAACAAGCUCCACUAUCUGUUGCAAUCGUUGGAAGGAGAAGCAAAAAAGCCGUUCGAGAGCGUGGACGUUCAAGCAAACAAUUACGCGUCGACGUGGGAUGCACUGAUGAAGCGGUAUGACAACAAGCGCUACCUUCGAAAAGAGCUCUUUCGAGGCCUAUUUGAUCUGCCGAUCAUGAAGGAGGAGUCAGCACAAGAACUCAAUGUGCUCGUAGAUGAGUUUCAACGGCGUGUGAAAGCUCUCGCAAAAUUAGGGGAACCUGUUGGGCACUGGGAUACUCCUCUCAUCUUUCUUCUCUCCAAUAAAUUGGAUGCGGCUACGCUUCGAUCAUGGGAGCAUGAGACUCGCCAGAAGGAUGAAGUCAAGUACGAAGAACUAGUUGACUUUCUCACGCAGCAGGUGCGCAUGCUAAAAUCUGUGUCAAGCGACUUGCUACAACGCACUCAAUCAGCCAGUUCCAUGGUGGCCGGACCUCCACAGAAGAAAAACUCGUCGGUAAAAUCCGUAGUCAACACUGCCACAACUAAUUCAAUUUCAAGCAUUCCUCAAUGUCUCUUAUGUGCUGAAAUGCAUCUCCUACACCAGUGUCCAACGUUCAUCAAGCUAUCCGUAACCCAACGACGAGAGUUGGUAUCCCAGAGAAGCUUAUGUUGGAAUUGCUUUCGUGUGGGUCAUCAAGCAAGACUCUGCAAAUCAAGGUUCAGUUGCCGGGUGUGCCAAGCUAGACACCAUUCUAUGCUGCAUGAUCAGUCUCCAGCCACGUUGAAUCCUCUAGCCAAUUCGUGGGAUCCUCUCAUACAGCAACCAAAUCUAGUCGCAACAGCGAUUGCGAGUACGUCCGAAUCAGCGAAUCCACCGGAAGUUAGUAUGACUGUUCAAUCCAAUGCCAGCACAGUCCUUUUAGAAACGGUUACUCUUCUCAUCAUCGACCGAGACGGUAAAGAAGUACCAGUUCGAGCACUCCUAGAUUCUGCAUCCAUGUCCAAUUUCAUCAGCAAGAGCUUGGCAAACACACUUGGCAUUCCACACACUACAGUGGAUGUGACUGUAUUGGGACUAGGAAAAACAGUCAAACAAAUAAAAGGACAGUUAACAGCCACUAUCAAGUCAACAUCUAGCGACUUUUCCACCACACUCGACUUUCUCGUAAUGCAAAAGCCCACUGUCAACCUUCCAACAGUCUCCGUCAACACAGAUGCGUGGAACAUGCCAAACGUUCCAUUGGCCGAUCCUCAGUUUAAUAUCCCGGGCGCGAUAGACAUUAUCGUAGGCGGAGAGCACUAUCACAAACUCCACACUGGUCAUCGUUUAUCAAUCAGUGACAACCUGCCUCUGUUCAUCAACACACACUUCGGCUGGACAGUUUCCGGCAAGGUGUCGGCCGACUCCGCUAUCAUGUCACCGGUAUGUUAUCAUACAAUGGUCAAGCAUUACACCGAAUCGCUACACGUCGACCAUAGCUUGCGGAUUCCAGCAACUCAGUGCAUAGUUUCAAACACCACCACUCGAAUUCACAAUGAAAGGUUCGUCGCACUCCUUUCUCGGUCCGAUAAUCCGCAAGUCACCUCCGUAAACCUACGAAAAAUCGCAACGCCUCACUCGAUCAACUUUGCGCAGCCGCUCGACAGCAAUCCUACCACAGCAAAACACCACAAGUACAAGCCCCAAGAGAAUGCCAACGAAGAGACUCCGAAAUACCACUUAGCAGUCAAACAAUGCCACACUGCCAAGAAUGUGCCAACCUGGGUGCAAACAAACCCAUAUGCCACUCCACGCCAGAAUCUGAACACAAGCGGCCAAGCAUCGGAGUUAAACCAAGAAACAAUCCGUCGAAGUAGUUUGCUAUACCACCCUGUGUCCAUCCGAAGAACUACACUGUGUCCUGAAGGCACUGCUCCACGGUUACGCGUUGCUGAAGCUUCUAAGACCGGUAGAGCAGUCCGAAACUGGCUCAAAGGCGUAAUCAGGUGAUUGGCGUUCCUUAAUUUCUAGCCGAGUUUGUUCGAUCUACCGGGUCUUUUGUUGUUCACAGCACAUCCUGCCAUGUACGUUGAUCUCUUCGUCUCCGUCUAUCAGAUCCAGAAGCUACAAAGAUCGGUAGAGCAGUCCGACACUGACUCAACGCGCUUUUUUGAGCGUAAUCAGGUGAUUAGCGUUCCACUGGCGUAGCUGUACCCGUUCGAUCUACCGGAUCUUUCUUUGUUCCAGUUUCCAAUCUUCGAAACCGUCUGUGUCCUGUCCAGUCAGUCAAUCUAUGAAUCGUCCAACUUAUCGUGAGCCAGCCCAGCUGAAGACUUCAAUCGAAGGAUGAUCUGCACUCUUGAUGUUGUUCAAUGUUUGUUCAUCUCACGGCCACGGAUGGCCAGCAAGACUCUAGCAACACUGCAAUUCCAGUAGCUACUAAGACCGGUAGAGUAGUCCGAAACUACUCAACGCGCAAUUUAAGCGCAAUCAGGUGAUUAGCGUUCCAUUUGCUUAACAUUUCGUCGUUCGUUCUACCGGGUCUUUUGUUGGUUCCAGCUUUCCUUCUCUCAUAUCAGCUCCCAAUCGUCUGUCAUCAACGAUCAACUCGCAAGUCGUCACCACGCUUCAAUCACCGGUUACAACCGUCAAUGGAUUCAUUAUGUAACCUUCGUGUCGUCUCUCCGAAGAUCGUCCGAUCGUCAAGAAGAGAGCAUCCAGAGAAAGCAAUGAGAGAACACCGAGAAGAUCUAACUGGAAAGAAUUGCUCUUUUUUGAAACAAAUUCAUUGUUUCAAGGUGGCCGGAAUGUUCAGCAUCAGCUGAUCAUAGUAUGCAAUUUUAUAUGUUAUGUUAAAUAUCCAACUAAUCCUAGAAUUAAGAGUUGCAUUGAAUUGUAGCACCCUAACAUGCUUCAACUCUCUCGAGUACGGAAGAGAGAGAGAGAGAGAAUCUAAAUCAAACGGUCAAGCCAUAACUGACCAACAGUAUGAGAAUCAGUAGCAAAUAGAUAUCGCAAUCGUUCGCAUCAAACCUAUUGUCAGUCGGUGUGCUAUUCUCGAUUCCCGUUCCCUUACAGUAAAGUGAUAGUGCAGUGUACAAAAAAAAACAUAUUGCUUUCUGCUAAUCCGAACUAAGCUCCGUUGAGCAAACUCACACCGUCCCUUUUCACUUUUCGGUCGAUCUGCGCGUGAUCGUGAGUGAGUGAAUAUCACUGUUAUGCUUAGUUGAACUAACGAACUGUGCAUGUUGAACUAAUUGACUGUGUAUGGUGCUGUAUUCAACCUUCUUGGUGAAGAAAGGGUGUUCGAUAGUGGUGUUAAUUUCCUUCACUGGUUUCGGUGUGCCGUUCGAAGUCCGAACGGAAGGAAAUACCUCCGAGUGCCGGCAAAUAUCGAGCGUGCGGCUCGAACACUCAGCAUGGUCAUGCUGAAUACCCGUGCGUUUACCGCCUCGGCUAUAUGGGCCUCGUU